AUGAAAAAUAUUUUUAGUUAUUUCUAUGGAUCAUCUGUAAAUUAAUUAUUAAGUAUAAUAGGAAAACAAAAAUAGUGAGAUUAAAGAUCCUAAACUUGAUUAACAAUUUGAAACAUUUAUUUUUGAAUUUACUUCAAAUGAAUAUUUUCCUGUAUAUGAGAAAUGGACAAAAGGAGAAGAAUAAGAAUAUAUAGGUUUUUAGUUAUUCCUAAUUUAGAUUAUAAGUUAUAAGAUAUAGAAGACAUUUACUUAAAUAACUAUGACUAGCAAUUAAAAUUUUAAUAAGAAGAGAAAAACUUAGUAGAUUAUAUUGUAUAAGAAGAUGAUACAUUAUUUGGAUUAGAAUUGAAAUUUAAUAUAAAGUAAUUAGGAAGUUAAUAAUAAAGUUAGAAUAGAAUUUUAAAAAUUAAUGACAUUUCUCAAGAGUGCUUUGUUCCUGGAAUGAAGAUUAAAAUUCCAAUUGUGUAAUAAGAAUAAAACUAAGGUUUCUUUUAAGAAAGUGAAACUAAUGAUUUUUAAUUGAAUUAAUCAUCAUUUUAUGGAAGAAACUUAAUGGAUGAAAUCAUGUCUAGAGGAUAAACAAAAAAAUGUAUAUUCAAUUUUAAUUGAAAGUCAAUGUUUAUUAUGUGACAAAUUAUGGUUGUAUAGAAGGAGUUUUAACAGUGAAUAGUGAUGUCAUAUUAUUUGAUCCUAGUUUCGUUGAUAGAAAUAAAGAAUUAGUUUAAAAAUGUCAUAGUACAAAGCUAACUAAUAUAUUCUAGAAUAAAGCAUUCUCAAUUUUUAAGCAUGUCUUAUGACUGAUGACGUGAUAUCAGUUGAUUUAAAUGAAUUACCUAUGAGAAUAGCAAAAUCUAGUUCUAAAUGCUUUAAAGAUUAUUUAGUUAUGGUACAUGUAAGUGCAAAUGUAUCUUGUAAAAAAUUGCUAGAAGUUUUACCUAUUCUAACUUUUAGAGUAAAAUUAUUUAAAUUAAUAUUUAGAUUUAAAAUGAUGAUGAUUAAAAAGAAUUUAAAAUUCAAAGCAUUGAUUUAUGUGAGACAUUAGCUGAUGUUGUCAAAACAAAAUCAGAAAGAAUGCUUGAUGAGUAGAAAAAGAAGGAAUAAGAUUUAACAAUUAUUCCUUUUUAUGAUAUUUAAGAUUCAACUUUAACAGAGAAGUUUAUAGAAAGAACAAAUUAAUUAUGGGGAGGAUAAGAUUUUAUUCCAUAAAUGGUUUCUGAAUCUUAAAUUUUAGAUAAUGAUGAAAUGAUUUAAGUAAUAAUAAAUUAUAUUAUUUUUAGAUAAUUGCAUAUGUUCCAUCAAUUUUUAAAACAUCAAAUUGGAAAUUAAUAUUUUCAAAUGUUAUACAUGGUUCAUCAUAUUUAACAUUACUUAAUAAUUGUGAAAACCAUUCUCCAUUAAUAUUAGCAAUCAAAGAUUUUAAUGAAUGUAAAUUUGGAGCUUAUUUAAAUGAAUCACCAUAAUUAACAUAUGGAAAGUUUUUUGGAAAUGGUGAAACAUUUUUAUGGACUUUUAAAGUAUUGUUAUUAUAUAUGAAUAAUAUUAGUAAAAUGAUUUCAAAACCUAUAAUUGGACAGAAGCAAAUAAUUAUUUUAUAUUUUGUGAAUCAGAUGGAUUGGCAGUUGGAUGUGGAGAAAAAUUUGGUUUGUAUGUUAAUCAUUCUUUGAUGAAUGGAAACACAAAUACAUGUGAGACAUAUAAAAAUGAAAUCUUAUCAAUUUCUAAUGAUUUUAGUAUAUAAAUACUUGAAAUCUGGGGAUUAAGUGAAUGAU
Molecule: messenger RNA, 1769 nt
Organism: Paramecium pentaurelia
Lineage: Eukaryota; Ciliophora; Oligohymenophorea; Peniculida; Parameciidae
Source: the annotation of a GenBank genome assembly